CGGGACGGGACGGGACGGGCGAGCGGCGCCUCUGCCCCGGGCCGCCCGCGGCUCGGAGCCGCCCCUUCCACGCCCGUAGCGCCACGGAUGGAGCCGCAGUGCCCGGCUUGAGCGCGUCGGCGGGACCCGGAGCCGCUCCGCCGAGCCUGGGCGGGCGGUCGCAGCAUGGUGGACUAUAUUGUGGAAUAUGACUAUGAUGCAGUGCAUGACGAUGAGUUAACAAUCCGAGUUGGAGAAAUCAUCAGGAAUGUGAAAAAACUGGAAGAAGAAGGAUGGUUGGAAGGGGAGUUAAAUGGCAGAAGGGGCAUGUUCCCUGACAAUUUUGUGAAGGAAGUUAAGAAGGAUGUAGAGCCCAAGGAUGAUGCUGUGCCACUCAGGAGGGAGAAAUCUGGCAACGUAGCCAGCCUUGUGCAGCGUAUGAGCAGCUAUGGGCUUCCAGCAGGAGGAUUUCAGCCUCAUCCCCCGUCCAAAGGCUUCAAGAAGAGGUCCAAGAAGCGGCAGUGCAAAGUGCUCUUCGAGUACAUUCCACAGAAUGAGGAUGAGCUGGAACUCAAGCUGGGGGAUGUGAUUGACAUCAUUGAUGAGGUAGAAGAAGGAUGGUGGAGUGGAAUACUGAAUGGUAAGGCAGGGAUGUUUCCUUCAAACUUUGUGAAAGAAUUGGAAUCAAUGGAUGAUGGAGAAACACAGGAUGCUCUGGAUGACACAGAGCCUGUUUUCAAUAGUCCUACCUCACCUGUGACCUCUCCAGGAAAUGGGAGUGAACCUGCAUUGGGACCAGCACAGCCAAAGAAAAUCCGAGGUGUUGGGUUUGGAGAUAUCUUUAAGGAAGGCUCAGUGAAACUUAAACCAAGAUUAUCCAGUAAUGAAUCAGAAGAUAAAAAGCAAGAUAAGCUGUUACCUAACCAUCCUACUGGAACAAAGUUAAUUCAUUUUCCCAGCACAACAAAAGCUGAAAACACACCUGAAGUAAUAAAACCAGAAGCUGAAAGUAAACCAAAAGCCAAGGAAUAUUGCAGGACGAUAUUUUCCUAUGAUGGCUCAAAUGAUGAACUUAGCUUUAAAGAAGGCGAGAUCAUUCAAAUAAUCAGUAAGGACACUGGAGAGCCAGGCUGGUGGAGAGGAGAGCUCAAUGGUAAAGAAGGAGUCUUCCCAGAUAACUUUGCUGUUCAAAUACAAGAGUCUGAUAAAGACUUCCCUAAGCCAAAGAAACCUCCACCUCCAGUUAAAAGUCCAGCUGCAAGACCUGAAUUGCCAGCUGGAGAGAAGAAAUUCCUUUCUUUGAGGCCUGAAGAAAAAGAUGAAAAAGGAGCUUUGGAUCAGAAGCCUUUGAAGCCACAAGCUCCUCAAGUACCACCCAAGAAGCCUAUUCCUCCAAGCAAGACCAACAGCCUACUGAGAGCAGGGCUCCUGCACCCGAAACGUCCGGAGAAACCUGGUUUGCCAUCAUCUGCAUCCAAAAGUAAUGGAGAAAUUGUUACUCUUCGACCAAAAUCUGAAGUUGAGCCAGUAGCAAAACCAAAGUUAGACUCUGAACCGUUGCCACUCAGACCAAAAUCAGUAGAGGUAGAUUCACUUGUGGUAAAGAGCUCUAAAGAAUCAGAUCUGUUAAGCUUUGAUGAUGUAAUAGCUACCUCAGAUAAUCUGUCACACCCGACUGCGAACCGGCCCAAGAUGCCUGGUAGGAGGCUGCCUUCCCGUUUCAAUAGCAGUAGUCCUGCAAGUCAAAAUAUGGGUCCAGAAAAAAUUCUGAAGGUGCAGAAAGAAGAAGAAAGUGCCAAACCAAAGCCAGUUGAAACAAAGAAGCCAUCUGCAUUCAACCCACUGAUUCCACCUUCAUCUCAGAGACCAAGUUCUGUCAUACUCGACUUUUUACCUGGAGACCUCCAAAAUGAUGAAAAAAUUUCUGUGGAAGAGCUCAGGACUCAGAUUAAUGAUUUAAUGGGUUUAGUAGAUGCCCUGAAGAAAGAGCAUGGGAGAGAACUGGAAAAACUAAAGAAGGAUUUGGAAGAAGAGAAACUGUUGCGAAGCAAUCUGGAGCUUGAAAUAGAAAAAUUGAAGAAAGCAGUGAUGUCUACAUGAGACAGCUAUGGACUCAAUGUUUUUAACUCGCCAGGAAUUCAAAACUGAACACAAGGAGAACUGACUCUUAUUUCAUUAUAAUGGAUGCUCUGGUGUUCUACAGUCUUAAAGAAAAAAAUAUAGUAAAAAAAAAGGAAUAUAGUCUUAUAUUCAGAGAGAUAAGAAAACAAAAAAGAAUAAUGGUGUAAUUUUUUUGCCAAUAUAAAAGAGGCCUUAUUUCUUACUGUGCUGGAAUUGCAGACCUUAUUUUUUUGGUUUGCUUGAAAAUACUACUGAAUCUGUAUAGAAUGGAGAAGGAAUUCUUAAUAGAUUUUUAUUGAAUACCUGUAGCUUAAUUUUUAAAGAGAUCUAUACUAUAAAUAGGGUGAUCUGUCUUUGCAACUAAUCUGUAAAAUAGUCUGCUGGAAGGGAUGGAAUGACUGUAUUGUAAUUGUAGUCACUACUUUUCUCCUACAUGCAAAAGGGAAUAUAUAAUAUUUGUAUAAUUUUGGCAGUCUUACCCAGGGUUAUGCUGUUGUGCCUGUCUGCAGUGAGAGUACUCAAUUUAUGAACAGCAUAGCAUUAAUCAUGAGAUAGGAAUUUGUUAGUGCAAUGAAGUAGGUGAAACUCCUAUGCAUUGUAGAAAGAUUGAAUGAUCUAAUUCCAGUGGUUCAGCAGAACGGUUUGUCACUUGCACUAUUGGAUUAAAAAGGGAUUUAAGACUUAAUCGUGAAAUCAUGACAAAAUUAACUGUUAAACCACGAAAUGCAAGGAAUACAGAAACAAAGCAAGACUUCAGUCUUAACCUGUUGUGCCUAAAAUAUUACAGUGUAGAGCAUGAAAGAGUAAACCUUAAGUCACAGCAUCUGUACUUCUGUGUUUCUGAAGUCAUCAGUCUUUCUAGUGGUUCAAGUAUGCAUCUUGAUUUGUUUUUACAAUAGUCAAGUUUUGUUUAUGAUAUCUCCAAAUAAAUCCCUUUGGAACUUUGAUAAUCUCAAAAGCUCUCAAUAUUUAUAUAUUUAUGCCAUAAACUUUCUCAGUAUAUUGUGUACCUCUAAGCUUAGUAACAUCUUUGUAUUUUAAUACGUGAUUGGAACAAUUGCUUUGACAUCAUUGUGCUGGUGUCCAAGAUGGUGUCUUUACUUUAUGGAAAAGAAGUUAAGAUCUUGUGGGUUACUAUUGUCUUUAACCCCUGGGCUCAAAACUUGCACCAGAAUAAUUCACAAAUAAUAUGCAAAGUCAUGGGAGACAAUGGUAUUUAUUGCUGUGUUUGUCUGAUUAAAGAAUUAAAAAACAUACAACUUUAGAAAGCCAGUCAAAUUCAUUAUCUCUGUUAAUCAGCUCAUCUCCUUUAGGUCUGCUAUAACUUAAAAGACAAAAGCAUGCCACAUAGUUUGGCAACUUCACCAAUAAAAGAAAGUAAUUAAGCUUCUCUUCAUGGGAGUAGUCAUAAAUACAGUAAUUAUUCAGUAUGUCACUUUUUCAAGUGACAUGGAAGUGUUACUUCUUGAGAGUAAUCCCACACCAUGGGAUUCUUCCACAGUUUGUGGAAGAAGUUUGUGGAAUGUCAAAAAGUUGUUAAAAAGUUAAUUGGGGAAUGUUUGUCCAUUACUGAUUCAAAUAGUUAAUGAAAUCUGAUCAAUACACUAUGCAGUUAUGGAAUAAUAUCUGCUAGUCAAAUUGCUAGUAGGCUGAUUCACUCAAUGCUUUUAACCUUGAAUUGCCCAAGUGCAUCACAAAUGAAUUGAGGAAUCAUGUGCUGCUCAUCAGACACUAAAGUCUUGCCUGGAAUUCAUGCCUGUAAAGCAGGUGAUGAAAAACAAGAAUUGAGCCUAAUGGAGGACCCAGUUUUGUUAUACAAGCUCUUCACUGUGAUUGGAGCACGAAACAAAUCUUGGAAGGGGUUGCUCUGCAGAAAGAGCCCUGUGCCCUGUGUGUGAGCUUGCAGAGGAUGAACAGAACAAGACAAUCAGUUAAAGCCACAAAUGAGAGGUGUUUGUUAUUUAAUGGCCUUUGUUUGCUAUAGCAAUAAAUGACCCAAGUGCAAUGACUUGAUUUAAUAAACCCUCUUUUAAAAGUCGCUGCUAUGAGUAUUUGUAGCCAUAAGGAAGUUGUCCUGAUGUGUGUCUGUCUUGUCUUCAGCUAGUGUUACAUACUGGAGUGGAGGGGGAGAGCGUAAUGGUUUUGGAAACAUUCCACAGUACAAGUUCCUGAGAGCAGUGUGCUUCACUGACUUGUCUACUGGUGCUGUAAAAUGAUGCAUGCUAUCCAAACUCAGCAAAUAAAAUGAGUAUAAAAACCUCUUCAGGUAUCUGCUCAGUUCUGUUCAGGAUUGUCUUGAAUGCCCUUAAAUUCUUUCCAAGGAGGAGUGUGGGGGGUGGAAGCAAAGUUUUUAUAAUAGUCCCCUUUAAAGUUUUUAAAGAUUUCCAUUUACUCACUGGGAUGCUCUGGCUCCUUAUUAUCAGGGUGGCUUAGGAUCCAAACUAUUGGAAAGCUCAAUUUUCCUUUGCAAAUGUAACUGGGAGUUUUUAACUUCUCAGGAUUUUAUUUAUUGCCUAUUUUUUUUCUUCUUGUCCCAUAUUGAACUGACCUUACAGUGCAUCUUCAGAGGCUUUAUUUAAGAUCCCUCUUGCCACUCAGUAACAUGGAUAAAUGCAUGUUUGAAUCCCUUCUUAAGUAUAUAGUGAACUGAAAACUGAGGGUAUGGCAUGUUUAAUAGGGAUAUCGAAGAGGGAAUAGGCACAUAAAGAGCAGAACAGCAUUUUUAAACUGCCAGGCUUUCAUUCAGUCUUAAGAUUCUCUAAAAAUCUUUGGUAGUACACAAGGUAUAGUUUAAAAAAAGCAAAAUUACAGGUGUACUUACUUGAUUUUUUUUCCACAAAAAUGAAUUUUUUUCAUUAAUAUUAAUGAAAGUGAAUUUCUGAUGGAAACGCGAUUAUUGCAAGAUUUGAAUUGUAUAGCAAAGUAUCUGUUCAACUUUUAAAUAAAUACUUUGUAUUCAUUAAGAUA
This is a messenger RNA of Vidua chalybeata, 5067 nucleotides long. RefSeq names its product CD2 associated protein (gene CD2AP). NCBI's taxonomy places the organism in Eukaryota, Metazoa, Chordata, Aves, Passeriformes, Viduidae. The coding region runs from base 166 to 2079 and encodes 637 amino acids. The transcript is spliced from 18 exons. The record is from RefSeq and is a predicted model, not a curated record. Gene Ontology annotation, molecular function: protein binding.